AUGAUCAAGAAGGAUAAGCCAGAAAAUUCUAAUGAAAAUUCAUUAAAUGAUGAUGAUCAGAGGAUAUAUAGAAAUUAUUCCUAUAAAACUAUCAAUUGUCUAGUGGAUCGACAUCAUGGAUGGUAUACCGAAAUGAUUCCUGUAGAUAAACAAUAUCAUCAUUAUAAAAAACAUCCAUGUGAUUAUAUUGUACAAACUAAUUACAUAACAAAUAAAACCAAUGGUUCAAUUAAUAAGUCAAUAAAUAAUUCAAUACAAGAUAAUGCAAUUAAUUCAACUGGAAAAUCUAAAUUAUUCUCAAUGAUCAAUUUGUCAAAUUCUAAAAUGUUAAAAUCAUGUAAAACUGAAAAAUUUCGUAUAAAUUUAAUCUUACGAUUACGUAGUAUAUGGUCACGUUCAUCAUUGAAAUCUCAACGAAUUGAAUCGAAACAUAUUCAUAUGUCUUUUACAAAUUAUGAUCAUAAUCAUCAUCAUCAUCAUCAUUAUAAUCCUCGUUAUCAUCAUCAUCAUCGUCAUCAUCAGAAGCAAAAGCAGUAUCAUCAUCAACAUCAACAAAAUUGUCCAUGUCAAUCUCAAUCUACUCAUGAUCCAUUGAAUAAUCCAUUAAAAGUAGAAAGAUUAGAUACAGGACAGAUGAUUGACUAUUCAAAGCAACCUAAUGAUAAUAUACAAAUAUUAUUAUCUCGGAAAUAUCAUUCUGAAAGUUGUUUAUUUCAUCCUUAUAAUAUGCAUAAUUAUAUACAUAAAUGUUCACAUAUUCAUUUUCAUUAUGAUUAUAAUCCAAGUUCAAAAUCAAUUCAUAAUCAAAUAAGGAAUGAUAUCAGCAAAUUUUCAUGUCAAUUAUCUAACAUAAAAUUACAAUCAUCAUAUAUUAAACAUUCUUUAACAACCGGUAAUAUAUGUUGUUUAUAUACAUUAAAUUGUGUACCAUCACUUGAAUGUAUAACUCAACCAAUAUCAUCAACAACAUCAGAGUUAAUGUCAUUGUCAUCAGCAUCAUCAUCAUCACCAUCACCAUCAUCAACAUCAGCGUCAACAUCAGCAUCAGCAUCGUCAUCAUUAUUAUAUCGACAACAACAAUUCAAUCAAACAGAUUAUAAAUGUUCCAAUUUACCAAGUACAUCAAUUAUGUUAAAUACAAGAAAUAAAUGGAAAUUAAUAUCACCAUUUGAAAAACUUAAAUAUCAUCCAUUCUAUAAAGAUACACAUUGUCAUUUAGGUAAAUGGAUACAACAAACCUUAACAAGUAAUGAGAUGGAUAAUAAAGAUCAAGAUAAUAAUAAUGAUAAUAACAAUAAUAAUAAUAUGAAUUAUGAGAAUGAAUUAGACAAUGAAACCAUGAAGAAGAAUCAUUCUAGUAAUAAUAAUAAUAAUAAUAAUAAUAAUAAUAAUAAUAAUAAUAAUAAUAAUAAUAAUAAUAAUCAAUUUAUAGAUAUUACAAAUUAUUUAAAUUAUAAUAGAUUAUCGGAUACUUUCAAACAUGUACAUUUUGCUGAUGAAUCUACUUAUUCCUCUUUGACAACAUUAAAUUCAUUAUCAAGAUCAUCAUCAUUAGGUUCAUGCAAUUAUACUAAUGAUUCAUCAUCACCUAAAACAUCUUAUUCAUCAAAUCAAACUCUUAUAGAUAGUAUAAUAAUGAAUGAUAAAUAUACAAUAAAAAAUUCAUUGAAACGUACUAUAUCUAGUCCUAAAAUAAAUUUAAAUAAAAAUAAAACACCAUUAGUAACAGUGAAUUUAUUUCAUGAUGAUGGAGAAUUACCAGAAUUACCUCUACGUGUAGUCGAUCGAUUGGAAACAGAAAAAAAAUGGGAACCAACAUUUCCAAAUCCUAUCCAAUGUGUUAAUUUUAAUCAACGUCUUCUAGAACAAAAAGUAUGUUUAUCACAAUUUUAUUCACAAAAUUUAUAUUCAUUUAAUGUACAAGUUAAAACAAUAAAUGAUACACAAUCAAAUUAUUUAGAUAUAACAAAAGAAGUAAAAUUACGUUAUACAUUAGAUAAUUGGAGAACUUACACAGAAUCUCCAUCAUUAAUACGUAUUGAUCAAUCAAGUCACUUAGUAACUAACACUAAUACAUAUCAAUGGAUAGAAACAAAUGAAUCUGAAAUUAUUUUAUCAAUAAUUCCAUUAGAAACUAAAUUUUAUCAAUUAGAAUUUGCUGUAGUAUAUAGAGGUAAUAAUUUUGAAUAUUGGGAUAAUAAUAAUUCACAAAAUUAUGUAUGUUUUUCAAGUUCUUCAUAUUGUUGAUUAUUAUUAUUAUUAUUAUUAUUAUUAUUAUUAUUAUUAUUAUUGUAAUUAUACAUAUUUGUUUCCUUUGCCUUACUCCCUCCCUCUCUCUCUCCCUCCCACUCUCACUCUCUCUCUCUCUUUCCCUUUAUUCCACCGUCCCCCUCGGUGUUUUAAAUUUAUAUGUAAUUCAAAUUUGUAGUCAAUUACUGAAUGAAAAAAAAGUAAACGAUUAAUGUAUUUUAGUUCAAUCAUAUAAUUUAUAGUUUUACUAAUAUAAUUGAUCUUUAAUAAUAUACAUAUAUAUUUGAAUCAACGAGUGGAAUUCAUUAACCCAACACAUGGUUAAAGCUAGAUCUAUGAACUCUUUCAAAAGAAAGUUGGAUCAACUGAAAGACUAUCAUGAUCAGGUCAUCAAAACCUUCUGUCCUUUCCAAACUGAAAUAGAAACGAAUCUUGAUAACCAGUAAUUUUUGUUACAUGUUAAACAGUUGAGAAUAAUGAUCUACUAUUAAUAAACUAUUCAGUUAAAAGAAAACACUAACCCUUUAGAUAUUCAUCAGUUGAAUAAAAAGAGUUUAUUUUAUUAUUUUGUAUAAAAAGAACCAACUACUGAAAUAUAAAUCUAUUUUUUAUUGU
This is a messenger RNA of Schistosoma intercalatum, 2865 nucleotides long. NCBI's taxonomy places the organism in Eukaryota, Metazoa, Platyhelminthes, Trematoda, Strigeidida, Schistosomatidae. The record is from the annotation of a GenBank genome assembly.